Molecule: messenger RNA, 1155 nt
Organism: Vicia faba (fava bean)
Lineage: Eukaryota; Viridiplantae; Streptophyta; Magnoliopsida; Fabales; Fabaceae
Source: the annotation of a GenBank genome assembly
AUGGAUUCUACUCAAGAACUCAACCUUAACAACCUCAAAGCACUCAAAAUCCUAGGUAAAGGAGCAAUGGGGACCGUUUUCUUAAUUCAACAAAACAACUCCUUCAUGGCACUCAAAGUAGUUGAUAAAACCUCGACUCACGACGCCGAGCGUCGAGCCCGUUGGGAAACCAAAGUCUUAUCCAAUUUAGCCCAUCCAUUUCUCCCAUCCCUCCUGGGCUCUUUCGAAACAGGCCAGUUAUUAGCCUGGUCUGUUCCGUAUUGCUCAGGAGGCGAUCUCAAUGUCCUCCGCUACCACCAAACGGAUCGCGUCUUCUCCACAAAUGUGAUCCGUUUCUACAUAGCAGAGAUUAUCUGCGCUCUCGACCAUCUCCAUACCAUGGGCAUCGCUUACCGUGACCUUAAACCGGAAAACGUACUCAUUCAACAAUCAGGCCACGUCACGUUAACCGAUUUCGAUCUCUCACGUAGACUCUCUCACAAAACGGUUAAAAUCAAAACUCUCAUUUCACUCGAGGAUAACAGAAUCCGUGAAUCCCGCCGCAAAUUCCGGAAAUGGAGAGUCCCGGAGGCUAACGGGAAGAUAGCAAGAGUUAGUCCGGUGGUGCGACGGGAGCUCAGUUUCAGUAACGGUGAAAGGUCUAAUUCAUUUGUCGGUACAACGGAAUAUGUCGCGCCGGAGGUUGUUCGCGGUGACGGACAUGAGUUUGCGGUUGAUUUUUGGGCGCUUGGAGUUUUAACCUACGAGAUGAUGUAUGGGAAAACGCCGUUCAAGGGGAAGAACAAGAAGGAAACGUUUAGAAACGUGCUUUUCAAGUCGCCGGAGUUUGUUGGAAGGAAAACGGCGUUAACGGAUCUUAUAGAGCGGUUGCUUGAAAAGGAUCCGAUGAAGAGAUUAGGUUACGUCGGUGGUGCUAGUGAGAUAAAGGAGCAUGAGUUUUUCAGAGGAGUUAAGUGGGAGAUGUUGACGGAAGUUGUUCGGCCGCCGUUUAUUCCGUCGAGAGAUGAAACUUUUUUCACGUCGGAGAAAUUUGCAGAGGGGGUGAAUAUAAAGGAAUACUUUGAGAAGAUGAAGUCUCCGCCGUCGUUGCCGGCUUCGCCGUUAAGGUCACCGUCGUCUGAGUUUCGGAAUAGUGUUUCUUUUGGAGAGUUCUGA